Metarhizium album ARSEF 1941 is the source of this 309-nucleotide messenger RNA. RefSeq lists its product as uncharacterized. The coding region runs from base 1 to 309 and encodes 102 amino acids. The record is from RefSeq and is a predicted model, not a curated record. NCBI's taxonomy places the organism in Eukaryota, Fungi, Ascomycota, Sordariomycetes, Hypocreales, Clavicipitaceae. The transcript has 2 exons.
AUGAAGCGACCAAGUUACGUACUCUGUGCGCUUAGUCUGGCAUGUCCUUUGACCGCGGCUAUCGGUCAGACCUGCACUGUUACCAGUCAUGGCCUGAGCAACGAUGUCGACUGUCAAGAGACGGCGGACUUCUCCUCUCCGGUCGUCCAGGUCUUUCACCCAGGCGACAGAGUCGAGGUCGUGUGCAAGAAGUCGGUAGACAUGGGCACUUGGACUGCUCUCUUUUACCGCACCGUGGACGGCUGCUACUUCUCGUAUGGUAAUGCUGCCGAUUGCGAUCCGGACCACAUCCGGGCCUGUCGGCGAUAG